GCCCUCGUCCCCGAAGAUGGCAGUGGUUCCCGUGACGUCGGCAGUGCUUGGCCCCGGGCCUUUGCCACAGUCUCCUGUCGCAACCAGCUGGGGCUGGAAGCCAGCGACACAGGUGGAGGACCGUCGAUACGGCCCCGUCAAAUCCGAGCCCUUGGUACGCAAGGAUUCCAUGGCCUUCGUGUGCCGUGAGGGCCUGCCCCUUGAUUACGGUGCAGUGGCAGAGGACGUGUGGAAGGACUUCGAUGCAUCCCUGAGCAAGCUGGCAAACGAGGCGGCCUUCCUCCGUGGGAUGCUCAAGGCCCUGGGCCGCGAGGCCAAGGGCCGAGGCGACGUUCCUCGCUUGCCGAGCUCGAAGCUGCUACCGAUGCCUGUUUGUAAGGAUAUGGUCGUCGAGGAGAGGACCAAGUUGAUCGAACCCAGUGCAGGAGGCUUGAAGGGCCGGCUCCGAGAAAACCGCAGCCCCCGCUCCGUUCGUCUGGGCAAGGUUGUGGUGCAAACAUACCCCGCGAACAAGGAGAUCAUCGAGGACGGCCACGCUCCGCAGCCGCCGGAGAAGGAAGCGCCGACGCGUGUGCGCAGACCUUUCGGCGAUGUGAACCUGAACAUGAACUCGAUGCCGUUCAGGGCAGAGAAGAACUUCGCAGGAUGGAUGGAUGUGGACCUCACAGAGUCUGGCAAGAAAGCGGCAGCAGAUGCUGGAAAGUGGCUGGCGCUUAUGGAGUCGGACAAUGUCACCCUGCCCAUCAUCAACUCCUGGCGUCUCAAUGAGCGGCACUACGGUGAGCUGGGCCGGGUUGCCCCUUUGCCCACGCUUCAGAUCAACUACCAUUGGUGGGCAUGGGGAGAGCCAUGGAUGUUCGAGCGGGGUAACCGUUUCGAUGCGAGAUGGCUCUACAUGCUGCUUGGAAGCGCUCACCUCGGUCGAAGCCGCUGGAACUUCUGCCGUCCAGGGGUGUUGCGAUCUGCUUGUCACUGA
Molecule: messenger RNA, 976 nt
Organism: Symbiodinium necroappetens
Lineage: Eukaryota; Dinophyceae; Suessiales; Symbiodiniaceae
Source: the annotation of a GenBank genome assembly